AGAAGCAGAGAGAGCGAGGUUGAUGAAGGCAGGCUACGACGUGUCGUUGAUUGAGCGUUGGCCGUCGCUAACGCCGUUUGUGAACGGCGGACUCGCUGCGUAUCUUCAAGGGUUGUCCAUUUAUGUCCCUUUCGCCGCCGUCUACUACUCCCCGCUGUUAUCUCACGUCCGCCGUAGUCCCAAAUUUCUGGGCUUUAACGUUCUUGCCAAGUCUUGCCCUGAUGGGAUUGUGAUUCGUACUUUGUCUGCAAGCCUUAAACUUGGAUUGUUUGAGACUCUAAGAAACAAAGCAACUGCUAGCAAUGAUGGAAUGUCAUUAACUCUUUAUCAGGAAGCUGCUUGCGGGUUGAUUGCCGGCGCGGCUGAGGCAUACUUCAGUUUUCCAUUCGUUUCUGCGUGUCUGCCGCAGGUUGAUCCGACAACCUUAGCAGUAGUGCAGCGUGCCAAAUACAGAAACCUUUGUGAUGCUUUGUACUCUAUGAGUGCCAAUGGAAAACUUCCGGAGCUAUGGAGAAAUGCUGGUCCGUAUGUGAAGACAAGAAUGGGGACAAAUGUGGGUAUGCUCGCAUCAUAUAAUCCAAGCCUCCAGUAUCUCAGGGACUCGUGUGGUUUAAGUGAAACAAGAGCACAGCUGGGUGCAAGUGCGGUUUCAGCCUUCUUUGGUGCAGCAUGCUCUGUACCAGUAAAAAAUGUUCUAGCACAUGGGGAAAGUGGCUCCUCCCUGGAUUGUGCCCUUAAAAUCCUAAAAUCAAGAGGAUCCCUUGCAUUCUUUUCAGGAUUUUCUAGACAAUUCGCACUUGUUGGACCUCCCAUCAUGAUUCUAUGGUUUGCUUAUGAAAAUGUUCGGAAACAUUAAUGAUAUUCAAAUUGGACUGGAGCAAUCUAAAUUCAAGAUAUGUUAUUAUGAAGUUGGUAUACCACAGAGGCACAGAUACUGGCCCCUUUUGGUCUCUGGCUUUGUCAAUGAACCUCGACUCUAGCCUCAAUAGCUAUAAAUGAUUAAAUGUAAUGAAGCUGUAAGUCAUCCGUUACAUGGGACUACAUUCUGACCUUGUUAAUAGGGAACUACAUUCUGACCUUGUUAAUAGGGACGAGGAACUGACAAGGCAAUGUAAAGGAGAAAAUCUU
Messenger RNA from Fragaria vesca subsp. vesca, 1128 nucleotides. RefSeq names its product mitochondrial dicarboxylate/tricarboxylate transporter DTC-like. The record is from RefSeq and is a predicted model, not a curated record. NCBI's taxonomy places the organism in Eukaryota, Viridiplantae, Streptophyta, Magnoliopsida, Rosales, Rosaceae. The coding region runs from base 23 to 856 and encodes 277 amino acids. The transcript is spliced from 5 exons. Gene Ontology annotation, molecular function: oxoglutarate:malate antiporter activity.